Chenopodium quinoa (quinoa) is the source of this 2787-nucleotide messenger RNA. RefSeq names its product ABC transporter B family member 28-like. The record is from RefSeq and is a predicted model, not a curated record. Gene Ontology annotation, biological process: transmembrane transport. Lineage: Eukaryota; Viridiplantae; Streptophyta; Magnoliopsida; Caryophyllales; Amaranthaceae. The transcript has 19 exons. Gene Ontology annotation, cellular component: membrane. The coding region runs from base 556 to 2256 and encodes 566 amino acids. Gene Ontology annotation, molecular function: ATP hydrolysis activity; ABC-type oligopeptide transporter activity; ATP binding.
GGACCAAAAAUGGCGGCUUGCUCUUUGUGUUUCUGCUCUUGUUGGGGGUACUGCUUGUACCCUUUCUAUGCCUCUUUUCUCAGUCUACUUUCCGUUGCCUCAUCCUUAUUGCUGAUUUGCCAACUUGCCAUCUUUAGUAGUAGGAAAAAUAUCACCUCUGGAGGCUAAACAGUUACCAGUGAAGGAAAGACUGUUUUCUUGCAGCAGAUCUUCCUUACCUCAAGAAAGAAAACUUCCAUGUACUUUCUACCCCAAUUUCUAACCCAACAUCUCUUUUGAGAUCCAAUCUCCUCGUACCCUGUGUCCCCUUACCUUCCUGGUGCCACUAUGAUUGUGAAGGAGAUGGCUGAGAAUGGGUUUCAGUGGUAGGGACAACAUUUGUUUUUCAAUUUUUGAUCCAGAUGAUCACAUAGACACUGCAGCAGUCAGCAGCUUAGGAUUCUUCACCGGGGCUCUGCUUUGUUGGUCCUUGGCAUGGUGCUAUAGCUACUUUCUUCUUACAGGAGGUUUUUUGAAGUUCUUUCAGGAACGACACCCGAGCCUUUGUGGAAAGUAAUGAGUAAAAUUGCAUUUGUAUAUUCAUUAGAGCCAAUCUUCACUGUGAUAUUUGUCAUAAACAUGAACAAAAUUUGGGAGAAGGUUAUGUCUGUUUUAAGAGCUCAGAUAUUCCGGAGGAUGUUAAUUCAAAAGGUGGAAUUUUUUGACCGCUACAAGGUUGGGGAACUGACUGGAUUGUUGACCUCUGAUUUGGGGUCUGUUAAAGACAUUGUCAGUGAAAAUGUUUCAAGGGACAGAGGAUUCAGAGCACUUUCUGAGAUUGUUGGAACUAUUUGCAUCCUGUUCACUCUUUCACCACAACUCGCACCAAUAUUGGGUUUGCUUAUGCUUAUUGUCUCCAUUUUAGUAGCUGUUUACAAGCGGUCAACUAUGCCUAUCUUUAAAGCUCAUGGUUUGGCACAGUCAUUAAUGUCUGACUGUGUGACAGAAACAAUUUCGGCCAUUCGCACUGUGAGAUCCUUUUGUGGGGAAAAGCGCCAAAUGUCAGCAUUUGGUAACCAGAUACUUGCUUAUCAGGCGAGUGGCAUUAAGCUGGGGACUUACAAAUCCAUUAAUGAAUCAGUGACCCGAAUUGCAGUUUAUGUAUCAUUAUUGGCUUUGUAUAUCCUUGGUGGAAACAAAGUUAAAGCGGGUGAACUCUCAGUUGGAACUGUGGUUUCUUUCAUCGGAUAUACCUUUACUCUGACAUUUGCUGUUCAAGGAUUGGUUUAUACAUUUGGAGAUCUACGUGGGGCUUUUGCUGCUGUCGAGAGGAUUAAUUCGAUUCUCUCUGGGUCAGAAAUUGAUGAAGCUCUUGCUUAUGGUUUAGAAAGACAGAUUCAACCAAAAGAUGUUCAAGAUGAAAAGUUUCAAUUAUUUGUUGUCAAUGGAUUUGAUGAGAAACAGCAAUCUAAUCAUACGCAUUACAUGUCAGCCUUGGGCUCAUCAAGUGAUGUGUAUAACGUAGCCUGGUCUGGUGACAUUAGUCUUGAAGAUGUCCACUUUUCUUAUCCAUUGAGACCUGAUGUUGCGGUCCUUAAAGGUCUUAACCUUACAUUAAAAAGUGGAACUAUUACUGCUCUUGUGGGAUCAAGCGGUGCAGGGAAGAGUACAAUUGUACAGUUGCUGGCACGCUUUUAUGAGCCAACCAGUGGCUGCAUAACUGUGGCUGGAGAAGAUGUUAGAUUGUUUGAUAAAAGUGAAUGGGCUCGAGCUGUCUCAAUAGUGAAUCAAGAUCCAGUACUCUUCUCUGUGUCUGUUGCAGAGAACAUUGCAUAUGGUCAACCUGAUGCUAAUGUAUCUAAGGACGAUAUAGUAAAAGCAGCAAAAGCCGCUAACGCUCAUGAAUUUAUCAUCUCACUCCCACAGGGUUAUGACACUCUAGUUGGUGAGCGUGGAGGUCUCCUUAGUGGGGGGCAAAGGCAGAGAGUUGCUAUUGCGAGGGCGCUUCUAAAAAAUGCUCCAAUUUUGAUUCUUGAUGAGGCCACAAGUGCCUUGGAUACAGUUAGUGAGCGUUUGGUCCAGGAUGCUUUGAAUCAUCUUAUGAAAGGAAGAACUACAUUGGUAAUAGCUCACCGUUUAAGCACAGUGCAGAAUGCCCAUCAAAUUGCACUUUGUUCUGAUGGGAGGAUUGCAGAACUUGGGACACACUAUGAAUUGUUGUCACAAGAUGGCCAAUAUGCUUCAUUAGUGGGAUCCCAGAGGCUUGCGUUUGAGUGAAUUUGCAGUAUAUUACCAUAAUGGCUGUCAAUGUCCAUCAUAAAGCGCUACUGAAGGUGGAAAGAAGAUAUGCUUCAGUUUCAAAGGGAUACUUCAGAUACUAUAACAAGAUAAAGAACUAAGAAAGUUCUUAGUACAUUUCUCAUGUAAAGAAGCACAACAAUCACUUGUUACAAUCGGCUGCUGAUUCAUUGCUGUAAAACAUGCGGAAGAUUUGGAGCACUGCAUUUCUGGUUGCUGGCUGAAGAAGACUCAAAGGAUGAAGGAGAUAACCAUUGAUCCUGUUUGUAGAUUGGUGUUUUUUCUUUAGUCAUAUGUACAAGCUGUAAUUAGAGGUGUGGUAUUGGUUCUAGGUGUUUUUAAAUACCUGCUCACCCUUGUUAUACAAGGACACAAAUCUCUUUUUAUUUAUCAUACCAAUUUUUUUUUACAUGCAAUUAACAUUCAAAGCAUGAAUGAUUUCAUUGAUUUGCCAACUUCAAAAAGUACAUAAAAGAUUUUUAAUACCAUUUUUUUUGUUGUGCUGGGAUA